AUGUCCAUGAUGCUGCAGUCGACCCGCGCCCUCAGCGUCCGCGUGGAGGCGAAGAAGUCGGCCAAGUCCACCACCAAGAAGGCCGCCCCCAAGAAGUCUGCCGCCAAGGAGCUGUCCUGGUACGGCCCCGACAGGCCCACGUUCCUGGGCCCGUACAACGGCGCCACCCCCGCCUACCUCACCGGCGAGUUCCCCGGUGACUACGGCUGGGACACCGCCGGCCUGUCGGCCGACCCCGCGACCUUCGCCCGCUACAGGGAGCUCGAGGUCAUCCACGCCCGCUGGGCCAUGCUCGGCGCUCUGGGCUGCGUGACCCCCGAGCUCCUGGCCAACAGCGGCACCCCCCUGCCCGCCGGCGGCGUGUGGUUCAAGGCUGGCGCCAGCAUCUUCGGCUCCGACGGCCUCAACUACCUCGGCAACCCCAGCCUGAUCCACGCCCAGUCGAUCGGCGCCACCCUGGCCAUCCAGGUCAUCCUCAUGGGCCUGAUCGAGGGCUACCGCGUGAACGGCGGCCCGGCCGGCGAGGACCUGGACCCCCUCUACCCCGGCGAGAGCUUCGACCCCCUGGGCCUGGCCGACGACCCCGACACCUUCGCUGAGCUCAAGGUCAAGGAGAUCAAGAACGGCCGCCUGGCCAUGUUCUCCAUGCUCGGCUUCUUCGUGCAGGCCAUCGUGACCAAGGAGGGCCCCAUCGCCAACCUCAACACCCACCUGUCGGGCCCCGCCUCGAACAACAUCUUCAACUCCGCCCCCGGCCUGGCCUAA
Messenger RNA from Monoraphidium neglectum, 765 nucleotides. Its product is annotated as Chlorophyll a-b binding protein of LHCII typeI. Gene Ontology annotation, biological process: photosynthesis, light harvesting in photosystem I; response to light stimulus. Gene Ontology annotation, cellular component: chloroplast thylakoid membrane; plastoglobule; chloroplast envelope. Lineage: Eukaryota; Viridiplantae; Chlorophyta; Chlorophyceae; Sphaeropleales; Selenastraceae. The transcript has 5 exons. The record is from RefSeq and is a predicted model, not a curated record. The coding region runs from base 1 to 765 and encodes 254 amino acids.